Molecule: messenger RNA, 1545 nt
Organism: Cantharellus anzutake
Lineage: Eukaryota; Fungi; Basidiomycota; Agaricomycetes; Cantharellales; Hydnaceae
Exons: 9
Coding region: 1-1545 (514 amino acids)
Biological process (GO): DNA-templated transcription
Molecular function (GO): zinc ion binding; DNA binding
Source: RefSeq, a predicted model, not a curated record
AUGACCGACCCUCUCGUCUCCUGCAAAACGAACAGGCUCACAUCUAACCCUUCGUACUCUCGACAAGACUCUGUACUGUGCUCUCGUAGAUCUCGGGACGAAAGGAGAGUUUCGCCAUAUCCCCGCCGCAACCAGCCAUCACGAGAAUCAAUGUCCUCCGAUGAGCCGAGGGAUACGUUCGCCAUCCUCCACGAUGAGCUUCUUCAUCUUCCCUCCAAUUGGGAUACCGGCCUUCCUCAAGGCUCCGGCCUCGCUCUUGAAGAAUUAGCAUGUAUCCUAUCUACAUUCUUCCGGAUAAAGUCCGGCUGGCAAAAGGCUGUCUAUCCUAAUUUGUUUCUUCGAGACCUCCGAAAUGCCUUAAAUUCCGCAGAAUCCGGUGUUCUGCCCCAGAAGGAUUAUGCUUCUGUGAUGUUGUACAACGCCGUUAUUGCCUACUCGCUGGGAUACUCCGAAGUGGAAGAUCAUCGAUCGCCAGAGUACAGAAAGCAAUUUGCUUUGGAGGCGAGGAAGCAUUUCGAUGCAGAGUGCAGUGCCCCGACGCUCGCGACAGUACAAGCACUGGCGAUUCUGUCUUCGUUUUAUAGCGGAAUUGCCAACCAAGGACUGAAUUUCACGUACCUCGGGACAGCUAUUCGUGUGUCACAAACUCUUUGUUUGGAUGGAGGAAAUUUUGGCCAGAGAACAAUGAAUCCUGAAGAAACGUGCUCUUCGAUUGUCUUCUGGAAUUUGUACUGUUUGGACAAAGCAUGCAGUCUCUAUGUUGGUUCAUUCCCGGAGGUAGGACCAACCCGCAAUCUUUUCAAUUUUCCGGGCUCGGUCCCGCCUGAGGACGAAGCAUUUACCGCGCAUGUUGGCCUUAUGCAAAUUGCAUCCUCAAUCAUGGAAAUCCUUUACCGUAACGACGGACUUUGUAGAACCGACAUCGACGUCGCCCGGGUAGAGCGAAUGAGCGUUGUGAUUGAUAAGUGGAACGAAAAUCUUCCCCAGAGCCUCCGCGUAGAUGUCCAUGAAGAAGGGACUGAACCAAGCGUCGACCUGAUUAUGAUCAAGGCGAUUUUUGAGUGGAUGAACAUCCUGAUCUACCAGCCAUUCUUCCAGGACAGCAAAGUGAUCACAUUCACUUCGUCAUCUUCGACUCAGCUUGGAGGAGUCAGCGGGGACACCUACAACAGAAUAUCAAGGCUGUGUAGCAAGGCGAAACUAUGUGCUCCUCCAGCAGCAUUCAGGAUCACAGCACUAUUUGAGGCGUUUGACCGUCGUUAUGGUCUCAAAUUGGCAGACAAUACAGCCGUGCAAAUUGCCUAUGCUGCGGGAAAGAUGCACUUGUUGAGUGCCACGCACAACCCUGGCUACCGUUAUGAGAAUGGGGAUCCUGGUCAAGGCGUCACCAGGUGCAUGGAAAUUUUACGAAAAAUAGGAGAAACGUGGCCCUCAGGCAUGGCUUCAGCGACUAGGCUGGAAGAAUUAUACCGACCUGUCCGUGAGCGCCAAGAGUCUGCCUCGGAAGGCGUCAACCCGCCCUCGCCGCCUCCACCUUACACUUGA